Pristis pectinata (smalltooth sawfish) is the source of this 1331-nucleotide messenger RNA. Its product is annotated as protein RIC-3-like. Gene Ontology annotation, cellular component: neuron projection; neuronal cell body; intracellular membrane-bounded organelle. The transcript is spliced from 6 exons. Bases 56 to 1171 code for a protein of 371 amino acids. The record is from RefSeq and is a predicted model, not a curated record. Gene Ontology annotation, biological process: synaptic transmission, cholinergic; protein localization to cell surface. Lineage: Eukaryota; Metazoa; Chordata; Chondrichthyes; Rhinopristiformes; Pristidae.
CCCACCGGGACGGUGGUCGGUGCCGUCGGCCUUUGGCUGCCGCCCCGCUGCGGCUAUGGGCGCCUCGGCCUUCCAGAAGGUGGCCCUGAUUUCCUGCGUUGUGGUCUGCUGCUCCGUCAUCUUCCCCAGAGUCUUCGUUUUCCGACCGGUGAAGGAGCAGUCUCGGCCGCAGGAGGCAAGACCCACUCGACUUUCUCCGAUGGCACAGCACCUAAUGGUCUCAAAAUCCAAGCAGCAAUGGUCAGCACGUCCCCAUCUCCCCAAGUCCCAUCAAUAUGAUUCAAUUGCCAAAGUGAAGGGUGGAAAUGGCGGAGGUAGCAACAGAAGUUUUAUGUCCCAGAUCAUACCUGUAUAUGGAUUUGGAUUGCUUAUGUACAUUUUGUACAUCCUCUUUAAGAUCUCAUCCAAAGGUAGCACCCAGAGUCCUAGAAUAAGGAAGAGAUGUGCAGGCACCCGACUUGGAAACAUGAAGUGUAAAAUUACUGAUUAUGAGCUGGCUCAGCUUCAAGCAAAACUGAAAGAGACUGAAGUGGCCAUGAAGCAAAUAGCAUCGAAAAUGGGAAAUGGAUCAGACACGUUUAGAAAUGAUACCAGUGAACAGGAAGAAAAUUUACUGAGACAAUUGAAAGAAAUCACCAGAGUCAUGAAAGAGCAGAAAUUCAUUGAAGGCAUUGGUCCUGAAAAAGAGACAGAGGAAUCCCCUUGCAUGGAGCACUGCGAAGGUUAUCCUGAGGAGACAGCCCAACCCAGAUGCAGUUGCCAGCAUGACAUCAAUUAUUCUGAGUCCAAUCAACUUUCUGCCGAGGAGUUGGAAGACAAAAUAGAAGAUAAAUGUUUGUCCAGCAAAACUACAGAUGAUAAAAUAAGACAAAAUCAAAAAUGCCAAGCACUAAACCAUCAGAAAGGUGCACAUAUUGGCAUAGAUGUAAGUGGUGAUGGUAUUAAGGGGGAAGAUCUCCAGUAUGAAGACUGGAAGUAUCUUGUCCAUGAAAGUGAUGACUCAGCUGUUAUGCCAGAGGAGGUUGACAUCAGCUCUGAGGACCACUGUAAUGUAGGUGGCCAAAUCAGAGAUGAAUCUAGUCUGGACCCUUAUGACAGUGAACUACAGCCUGUAAUCACGUACAAUGAUGAAGGUGCAUUGCGAAAGCGCAAUAAGAUGGCAAUAGAAUAACUAGUCUGAAGCAUCAUGAUAAAGAUAGUAUAUCUUUGGAAUAUAUUAUUCAGGCUAUAUCAAAUAUUUCAGCAUCGGGUACCUUUUCAUAUAUAUGCUAGUCUUCUCCAUGGCUGCUAGGGUGGUUUAGAUUGCCACAAUUAAAAAAAAAACUAUUUUA